This is a messenger RNA of Rhipicephalus sanguineus (brown dog tick), 1259 nucleotides long. RefSeq names its product mucin-2. The annotation marks the transcript as partial. The record is from RefSeq and is a predicted model, not a curated record. Lineage: Eukaryota; Metazoa; Arthropoda; Arachnida; Ixodida; Ixodidae. The transcript is spliced from 5 exons.
GCUCGCAACUGCGCGUGCACCGUGACGUCACCGCGGCGCACCUGCGCUUGGCUCCGCCCAUCCGCCUCGACACUGCGCGCAACCGCCCUGCUGCGCCAGUCGUGACCAGGCGAUUAGCCGAGCUUGCCGGGGAAGACGGGGUCGGGGAAGACGAGCUUACGUUAGCCUUGCUCAACGUGAGGUCGCUUCAGAGCCACGCCGCAGACGUUAACUACGACGAACUGCUGCGGAGGGCCACGCUGAUAGUUAAGUCAAUCCGCAUAUUCACCGCGGCAGCGUGUGCUGCUAUGGUCGUGGCGAUGCUCGCUGCCGCCGCGGUCGCCCUAUCGCACGGAGAGCAACAUCUCACUCCCGGAACGGAGGAAGAUGAUGUAAUCGAAGUGAAAUUACCACCGCUGAUGCCCGAAAUUCUGCGGACUGAGUGUGCGACAACCACUGCCAUCAGCCGGCCCACUUCGACUGCCUCGACGUCGAAUGAACCACCGACGAAGCCUGUCCAGCCAACUGAGCAUAGCAUACCAGCAAGCACUGCCACCAACCCACCACCAUCGACUACCUCGACGUCGAGUGGACCAGACACGAGCCCACCAUCCUCGACUACGUCGACGUCGAAUGAACCGUCCACUGCGCCUGUCCAGCCAACUGAGAGUAUGGCGACAAGCACUGCCACCAACCCACCAACCUCUGCUACCUCGACGUCGAGUGGACCAGACACGAGCCCACCAUCCUCGAUUACGUCGACGUCGAAUGAACCGUCCACUGCGCCUGUCCAGCCAACUGAGAGUAUGGCGACAAGCACUGCCACCAACCCACCAACCUCUGCUACCUCGACGUCGAGUGAACCAGACACGAGCCCACCAUCCUCGAUUACGUCGACGUCGAAUGAACCGUCCACUGCGCCUGUCCAGCCAACUGAGAGUAUGGUGACAAGCACUGCAACCGACCCACCAACCUCGACUACCUCGGUUGUGACUGAGCCACCAACGGAGCCUGUCCGUCCCGCACAGCCUCCCAUGACGCGAUUUCCGCUGGUCUGCGUCUUCGGGGCGGCGACAAACGAGUCACAGCCGCUGCCUGCGGACGGCGUGUGCGACUUCACCUUCUACGACGGCCUCUACGAGACGGGCCCGUUCGACACGCUCUACAGCCCACGCUUCAGUGCGCCCGUUGAGCACGUGCUUAGUCACGCGUCGCUUCACAGCGUCACUCAGUACGGCCUCUCCUUCGGCUACAGGGGAUACCCGACGCUGGCACCAUGA